Pomacea canaliculata is the source of this 8362-nucleotide messenger RNA. Its product is annotated as protein inturned-like. The record is from RefSeq and is a predicted model, not a curated record. Lineage: Eukaryota; Metazoa; Mollusca; Gastropoda; Architaenioglossa; Ampullariidae. Gene Ontology annotation, biological process: cilium assembly; vesicle-mediated transport; establishment of planar polarity. Gene Ontology annotation, molecular function: protein binding. The coding region runs from base 472 to 3519 and encodes 1015 amino acids. Gene Ontology annotation, cellular component: cytoplasm; cilium. The transcript is spliced from 20 exons.
UGUGCAGAAAGGGCCACCUUGUGUUCAUUCACGUCUGCCAUUCUGUCGUCUGCCGGGCGACACUAUGUGCUCUUUGCUCUCACCGCCGUAACGAGAGCAGACGACAAACGUGCGCUGGCGAGUUGCUGGACGUGUGCUUCUGGGAAAUCGUUUGCUGGAAACUUCGUGAGCUGAGGGAAACGCUUGUCUGGAAGUGUUUGUGGUUUAGCUACAAGAAACUGUCGAAAUAUUCAGUGGCGCGCUGAUGAACAUCACACUGAAACAGAAAUGAUAGACAACAGUUUCGACAGUUCGGUCGCUGUACAACGAGGCUGUGACGUCACUUUGGAGGAGGUAGCCGGCAUCUGUGGUCUGUUGACGAGGGUUUCCUGAGACUACUUGCCAUGAAGCCGGCAGCAGCACGGACGGCGACAGUGCUGACACCAGGAGGCGCAUGGAGGUGAGAGGCGCUGCUUCAGGAAUGAGGGAAGCAUGUUUGGUGUCACUACGCCGAUCUCACGCUGUCGAAAGGCUAGUCGACACCGGGACUUCGACUGUCUGCGCACCAUUCUAUCUUGCAGCAAAUUAGAGCCAAGGUGGACUCGCCAUGUACUACAAGACCAAGGAGACCUGUUCUACAUUGAUGCAGGUUCCAAGUCUGGAAUUAAGGAAUAUUCUUCAUCAGACUAUCAUGCCUCCAGGAUUACAUCAGCAGCACAUUCUGGAGUUAAUGGUCUGCUUUGCCAAGCUGGUGUGCAAAAUAGCAAUGGUGCUUUUCCUUUUACAGACUUAUCACAAACCAAAGCAGUUGAAGAAUAUGAAGGAAAAUUGGUGCAGACACAAGCUGAAACACAUAUUAAAAGUGAACAGUUACGGCAAAACAGAAAGGAAAGAACAAAUGACAAAGAGAUUAUAUAUCAUGGAAACUUCAGAAACACCAUUCAGACAACAAAGGGUAUAUCAGAAUGUAAAGUUGGAAAGGAAAAUAACUCGAGAGCUUUGUUAUGGGAGAAUGGCACUCCCUUUGACGCCACAAAUAAUAUGACAAACUGUAAUGAUGUUGACAAAACAAACUCUGAACAGCCUCAGAAACAGCAGCGGCAAAAUGGGAGACAACUUAAGGACAUUUCUCUGAUACCAGAUUUGUCAAAAAGAACAUUUGAUUUGGGAAAUGGCAAAGAGAGAGCAAGUGGAGCUGAAUUGUUUGAGCUGCUUUUUGGUAUUGUUUUAUGCCGUUACAAUCAACGACCAACCAGUGAGACAGGAACAUAUACUGGUAUGAAUGGUCAGUGCCACAAUCAAAAGGAAAGGAAAAUAGUAGUUCAGAGCAUAGUUCCUGGGUCAGCAGCUGACAGGUCGGAGAGGAUUCAUAGAGGAGAUAUGCUUGUACAUAUAAAUGGUCAAGAGGUCACGUGGUCAAAUCUUCUUCAUCUUGUCCAGACUGUUAAGAAAGAGGUAAAACUAACUUUUCAAGUACCAAAAAUCAUUGGUCCAACAUCGUGCAGUUCCUCUAGCAACAUUAAUGGAGUGUCUCGUCAGCCUGCAUACUACAACCUAUGUGCUCGAGUCACAGGCUGUGACAUUCAUGCAAUACAGCAGCAGCUUUUGCAACAUCUUUGUGCUGCCAUGUAUUUGACAUUACCUUCUUCAGAUAAUGAAACAUCUGCCCAGGAUGAUAUUGUUUAUUGCUUUCCACCACAAGAAGAGACAUUAACAGCAAUUCGUGGGGUCUUCUUGACACUGAGUUCUUCCCUUCAAGAUAUUGUGUGUUCUGGUGCUAAGAGUUCAUGUCUUCAGAUUGGUACUCAGCAAGUAAAUGUGGUGUAUCAUCAACAAGGUCGUGAUGUGUUUGUUCUUACAGCUGAAGCACAGAGGGUUCCCCUGUCUUUAUUACAUUGUAUCAAGAACAAAGUUAGGAGAAUGCUGUGCACUGUGUUUGGCAAUGUUGACAGAGCAUUCAGAAAUGGAGACUGUGAGCAGCUGAACCAAGUGUUUGCACUCCUAUUCCACCACCUGCUAUGCCAGCAGGAUGUAAAGACUGACAAUGGUUGUGUUGCUGUUGGUACCAUUCAUGAGGGCCCUUAUUCACACCUUGCAUUGCACACAUUGGUUGGAACCCCCAUGCUUCUGCUGUCAGAAGAAAAUCGACUCAUUUGUGAUGAAAUACUCAGUGAAUUUGAAGCUGUUGACUUUGAUGAUUUCCUUGAAGAUAAUGAACUCUACUCAAGACGAUCAUACUUGGUGCUGGGCUGUUCUUUGUAUUUUAAGAACUACCUAGUGUGCAGCCAUCUGCAUGAUUCAGACCUGCAGGAUGUAGAGAGCUUCUUGCAAUGUCAUUACUUACUGACAUUAGCAGCCCGCCAGCCUCUUGACGAGCUGGUGGUUUGGCAGGAGGUUCAUCUUAGCCGCAAGCAGAGUGCAUCAGUUGCUGCAGGCAGUAGUUCACUAGGAUAUCAGGAACACUCGGGUCGAUGGUUCAUGUUAAUUGUGGGCAUGAAACAUUUCUUGCUUGCUACUCUACUAGAAGCAGGCAGCUGUUGUCAAGAGCCUCGGAGCAAAUGUGGACCUCAUCCUCUUUAUGUCAACCAGGCAAGGGCGACGCUUAUACAACUCGAUACAGAAGAGGUGCAUAUGUCCACCUGUUGCCAAGACAGAUUAAACCAGGAUCUGGAGUCUCCUCUUGUGACUGAUGCUGGCAGAUUUGUCACAUGGGGCAGACAGGGUAGAGAAGACGGGACCUCUAUGAGAUCCUUAAGCAGCAAACCUCCUAGCCCAGCUAGAGCAGCCAGUGACAGUGUCUUCAAGUUCAAGUCCAGUCCAAGGACUGAGAAUAAAUCAAGUCUGGAGGCAGACACACAGUCUGAUAAAAGCCCUGGUACACAAGAUACUGGAGUGAUACGGAGGCAAGGAAGCAAGUUGUCAUAUGGUUCCAAUGAUUCUGGUGGCAGUGGCAGUAGUGCCGGGGCCCCCAAGAGCAAAUCCAGUCGCUUCAGUUCCUUGCUGGAUAUUGCAUCCAUUGGUCGUAGCAUGUCUGCCCUGCAUAUUGACACCAUUGGCAACCAGUCAUCUUCAGGCCUAAUGAAACUCACAAGGGGAAGAGACAACACUCUCUUUCAUUUCAUCUAUCAUAGAGAGUCAGAAGGCAUCCUAGUCACCCCAGCCAACCUUGACCUGACCUCUGGUGAUGGCAACAUCCAAAUGGAAUUGUUGAGUAACUUCCAUCGCUGUGUUCUGCAAAUUCGUGCAGAAUUUCAGAGCAGGAACAGACUCCAGCAAGAGAAAGAGAAGCAGUCACUCUCUCCAUUCAGACGGGAACAUCUUUUAACAAAGAAUGUGCAUGAACAUGGAGUCUUAUUCCACUUUCAGAGUUAUAGCAGCACUGCUAACAGUGACCGCAGGCAGUUGGUUACUCUAUUUUACUGGGUGAUUGGGCGCCAGUUCUUACAUUCCCCCAACCGAGAUGAACUGUAUGUUUGUUUUCAUGAAUCAGCCAGCCAGAAUCUUGUUGAAAUGGCAUUCUCCCUUGGCUUUGGCUGUUAAGGCAUGUAUUUGCAUGUGUUACUUGUGUAAUAAAUGGUCCCUUCUUUGUGGUAAUGUUUGGUUCUUGUUAAAAAUCAUUUCAGACCAGUAAUCCAAUUGUGCCUCAAACAAGCUUUUGGGUACAGGUGAUUCUUAGAGUCAGGUUAAUUUCAUGCUUGCUUCAUGGCAUAAGUCGCACAGGUUAAGUGGGUUUGGGAUGCUGAUUUGCUACUUGUAUGUGCUCUGUGGUUGUGCCUGUAUGUGUGCAUGCAUGAAAGAGAUUGUUUGUGCAUGCACUAUGCUUCAGUGGGUUCAGAGCAUUUUGUGAUCUUCCUACAGAUACUUCAUGUUAAAAACUGUUCUCAUGCUAAUGAGAGAAUCAUGUGUAGGAGUGUAAUCCUGAUCUACCCUGCCUUGUUUAUUUUGCACCAUUUCCUCUUGGCUUUGUUUCCAGAAAGUGCUUUUGCCAAAAAAAUUCCAAAACUAAAACCUUAUUUGGGGGGUUGUGGGGAGAUAGAAUCGGUAAUAUACUGAUCAAUAAAAUGUCUUCUUUUUGCUAAAUUCAGCAAUUUUGAAUCUAUAACAAACCCGGCAACAAAUUGGCAUGGACAGUUAAUUGAGUGGCUUAUCUGUCAAACAAAAGCAUCCUGCAUUGACAGGUUGUGCAUAGCUGACAAAGCAAGGUGGUCAAAAUAACCAGCUUCAUGUGCAAAUAAGCAUUAUAUCAGUGCAAUACACUAGAAGCUUUUUUGUCUGGACAAGAAGUUUUCCUUUUGCUUUAUUGUUUGAAUGCCAUCAACCCUUAUGUGUAAAAUUUGAUAAAUCAAAGUGUGUGUUACAUCAUGUAGCAAUGAGAAAACAGCAUGCAGUCUUAUGAAUAAUCUUGCCGUUUUUGUGUGAUAAAAACAUAUCAGAUAUUAAUCUUUAUCUUAAAGCUGUAAAAUAUAAUUUUUAAUUUUUUCAGUAAUGUAUUAUUUAGGGAGGACUUGCAUUUGUGUUUUUGAGUUGUUUUUAAAUUAGUCAUUGUCAGAUAAGAAACCUAGAACUGAAUGAUAAAAAUUGUAGAAAUUGUAAUUCCUAUUUGUAAUAUAAGACAUAACUUAUUAUUUAGCUAUAGUGUCUUGUGCCAUGCCACAAAAAAGAAAAAAAGAGAAAGAUAAAAAAAAAAAGUUAGGAACAAUCUAUGUGGACAAAUAUGUCAAAUGGGUUAUCCUAACCCUAGUCAUUUAUCUUGUGAUAAUAGAAGUGUCAGGCCAGUAGAGUCAGGAUGACAUUUAAAUUCAUGCUGGCAUGUAAAUAGUUUUAUUCCAUUUAUGUUUGUUUCUGUUUUAACUUCGUUUUAUACGUGCAUGUGACACAUUCUUUUUUUGGUUUUUAGCCUAAGUAGCAGUCUAUAGCACGCACACACAAAUUUUUUACUUGCCCAGUGGGUUACAAUUCAUUUAAAUCAUUAUGGUAGUUUUUUUUUAAUAGACCGUAUUGAAGAAACAUAGAUUUUUGCUGUUGAUUUUAGAAUACACAAAGAUAUAUAGUCUUGCAACAUAAAUUUUAAAACUAAUGACUACUGUUAACAAGCAGGAUUGUUUGAGAAGAGCCUGUGCUAUUGACAUUUUAUUGUACAGUGAAAUAAAGCUGAAAUUUGUCCUUUACAGGAUUUAAAAUUUGAGAACUGUUAGAAAGUUCACAUAGAAUUUUUGCUAAGCAGGUUUUAAAUAAUGAGUUGUUAACAAUAGAAAUAAAAGUGCUAACAAAGGUUAUAAUUAUUGUUUAAUAUUUACAUAUCUCUAUUUCACAUAAAGGUGGAAAAUUAUUUAUAAUAAAUCAACACUUGAAUGAGUGUAUUUUUACUGUUGAAUUAAAUGUUAAAAUUGUCAAAGAAUUUGUUUCAGUCAUGUUAAUGUUAUCUAGGAUGUCUGAAGCUCACAAGAUAUGUAGUUUUUUUUUUUUGCAACACAGUGUGUGCUAAUUAAUCUAAUAAGAUUUAUAUGAAACAGCUGGCCUUUCGAUUAAAUUUUGUUAUUCACAUAAUGCUUGUUGAUAGAGAUUACAGUGCCUUCUAGAGUUGUUUUUCCCUGAUUUGUUGCAGUGUUUGAAAGUUGUAAAAUGCCCUUUGUUGAUUAUGCUUGUCAAACUUAUGUUUGGAUAUGGCUUGAGUUGAAGAAUUUGUUUUAAAAACAAGGCCUGUUUAAAAAUCUGUGCAUUCUUCAAUCUGAGGGACUGAGAGAACUGUUCCAGGGGAAGAGAUGCAUUCUUUGGUUAACGACAACUAAUUUUUAAUGAAAGGUGCUGGAAGUAAUUAUAUUAAUAUUAUGGAUUUUAUUGGUUUUAUUUACGUUUUUACUUUCUGUCUUGUGUUUCCAUUUGAUCAUUACAUUUUGCCCUCCAGACUGCACUUGGUGAAGGCUUCCUUUCCUUAUGAGCAUUAUGUGAGUUUCUGUGAUGGGAAGGUUGUGAUUACUGCAAAGGUUUUUAUGCACCUUUCGCUUUUUUUUUUUUUUAGUAAUUAUCUUACAGGGUUUUGUAGAAUACUUGAAAUCCAUGUAUUUUAAUGAUUUCAUCCUCACAUUCCAAGAUAUAUUUUUCAGAUAUAUUUUUGAUGUCAAAGAAAACAUCUUAAAGUAAUGUUAUAUGCAUAGAUUUUUUUAAAUAUCAUUUCUUGUUAAGCAAAUAAUCUUGGCCAGACUGCACAAAAGAUAUCAGGUACCUAGACCACUUCUUGCUUAAGAGUCUGGUCUCAUGUUCACUAGUGUGUUCAAAUUACUAUAGGUUUGUGAUAAGAUAUUUUUAUGUUCACAAAAUAGUUUUCUGUUAUCUAGAUUGUGUUCUUCUGGACAUUGUUUUGAUUUUUAUUAGCCAUAGUUACAGCUGAGAUUGGGAAGGAUCGGCAUUUUGAGUGAAAGCAUUCAUUUACUUUGAUGAAAUAUGUGCAUCAACAAUCAGACUUUUCACAAUUCGUUAAAAGUACUGUGUAAGCUCGGAACAGUAUUUUGAAGUAAAACUCUCCGAAAAUGUUUUACCAUGUGUAUGCAUACACCACCAUUAGAAUUGUUGUGAUCACAUUGCUUGGUUAAAACAGCAAACAUCAUGUGCAAAAUAUUCUCAAGGAAUAUGAUAGAAUUUUAUUUCUUGGCCUGUAUCUUUUUUAAAACUGAUCAUCCCCCUUUAUUGUAUUUUUCAGAUUGUUAAUUUACCUUACAAUAACAAUGAUGAACUUUAUUUGCUGCAGUGGGCAAUUAAAACAUGGAAGGUGCUCUAGUUUCAAGGAAAAAGUUUGAAAUAAAAGUAAUAAUAAAGUUUCUUGCAAGGUGCAGCAUUAAGAGAUCAGUUAUUAUAUAUGCGUUUUCCAGUUUUGAAAGUGUUCCAGUACUUUUGAUUUGUGUGUUUUUUUUUCUUGCGAAGCAUAAAAAAGAAAUUAUUGAGACCAUACUGAGAAAAGUUAUUUAAAAAGUGGGCAAAUUUUGCCAGGACUUGAAAAACUAAUCGAAUUUGGGCAGUUUGCCUUUAAGGUCGAGAAAACCACAGACUAAAGAUAUGGUAAAAAUACUGUUUUUUCAGGCAGAACAUUUUAACAGAUUUCUGUAGCUAUGCUCAAGAUCUUUCUAAACCUAAUGAAGUGGACAAAAUUUUACAAAUGUUUGAAUGAUUAUUUAUUUGAAGAUUACUUUUAUACAAUGGGAUUGCACUUGAAACUUAACAAUAUGUGUAUAAUACUGAGACUGAAAUUUUGUCUAUAUGAACCCUGACAUGGAAAAGGGGGGCUUUGGUCAGUGAAUGAAAUACCCUCUUUAUUGUUUUGAAAAUGACAACUCUGGGACAUAAUUUUUUUUACUGUUUAUUUGAAACAUAACACAGAAUUUCAGUAGGAAUUGUUUCAAAUAAAAAUCAUCUUAAAUCAUGAUUACUGUGUGUUAGGUCCCAGAGAUAUAUCGCAUUAUUUCAUUAUGCACAGAACUAAUGCUGUUGUGGUAUUAUUUGGACAACAGCACAUUCUUGUGUUAAAGAGAGUGAAUACAACCGUCCUAAGCAUCCACACAUGCCAUGCAGCACAAUCUCUCUGUGCAGUCUCGUCCUUAACCAUUCACCAUGGCUAUAGCCACGGUUUUUGUCCAGUCAAAUUAAGGUGAUCGCUCAGGGACGACACGAUCAACUAUUUUGUGCGAUGGUUCACGUUCAGUUUUAUUUUCUUUCUAGUUUCUUUGUCGGCAUUUUACUGCUUCCAUUAAAUUCAAAAUUGUCAAAAGCAAUCCGUCCCAGUGAAAACAAAGUCUGGUCACAGAUGUAAAAUCAAAAAGAAACUCAUUAUUUUAAGGGUAUGUCAGCGAGACAGACUUUUGUACUUAACAUAAGCGCUGAGGUUGCAGUGCUGACUUGACAUCACUAGUACUUAUGGAUUGUAUCUAGUAUUGGUGUAUAAUGCCUUUUUACUUAUGUAAAGUUAUACUGUCAGCGUUAAUAUGUUUUCACCUUGUGAAACCUUAAAUGCAACGAACUGUGUAUGCCUUCAACCAUCCAUCCUUCUCGCCCUUCGCCAUCACUUCUGGACUCAUUAUUCCAGUAUUUUUGACAUUCCUGCCUGAAAUUGCCAUGAUGUGUGAACUUUUCAUUCACCCAUUACUUCUGCCUAUUUAUUAAAAAUGUUUUUACACUUUUUAUAUUUAUGUGUAACAGUUAUCAGCUUCGUGUAAUUAUCCUUGUGCGACAACGGUUUAUUGGACGUUUGAGGUUUGCCUGCUUGGACAGAGUAGCAGCAGACGGGCUGUGGCAACUUUAGUGUGACAUAUUUCAUAAACGUUGUAACCUUUGUGUAUUAUGAUAUUACAACAAUUUCCAGCGCCUGUAUUGAGAGAAUUAAAAAUAUAAAUAA